Dreissena polymorpha is the source of this 5980-nucleotide messenger RNA. Its product is annotated as D-glucuronyl C5-epimerase B-like. Gene Ontology annotation, biological process: heparan sulfate proteoglycan biosynthetic process. The transcript has 9 exons. Lineage: Eukaryota; Metazoa; Mollusca; Bivalvia; Myida; Dreissenidae. The coding region runs from base 516 to 2303 and encodes 595 amino acids. Gene Ontology annotation, cellular component: Golgi apparatus. The record is from RefSeq and is a predicted model, not a curated record. Gene Ontology annotation, molecular function: heparosan-N-sulfate-glucuronate 5-epimerase activity.
AAAUAAUUUAAUGACAUUUGUUAUUAUCGAUGAGAAUAAUAAAUACACACUAAAACACUAAAAAUAAAACGUAAACAUUAAGUGUCAAAUUGAUAUGGUUUGAAACAAUCUUGAUCAAGAGAACAUCAGUAAAACAUGGAAUUCCAAAACUCUUCAUCAGUGUGGAAAAAUUGUGAUUUGAAUCGAUGAUGUAGCAGUCCAAGUCAGUCUGUAUGAAAAUAUUUACCAGAGCCUUUGCUGCUGCAACAAUAAUGGAUUGGCCUCCAAAGCUCGACUGACAGCAAGAGAAAGGAUAAGCUGUGAAUCGAGAGUAGCAGUAUAGAGCGAACCAAUCGGAAGCCAUCUUGCAUAAUUUGACUUUAAAUGGAUGUGCACAAGUGUGCCAAUUAACCAAUGAAAAUGCAUGUGACAUAGAGCUGCGAGGAAAAGUGGGUGGAGUUACCAAAUUGAAGUGAAGACAUAGUGCGACUCUCUGAAACUUUUAUCUGGAAAAUGACCAACACUCGGAAAUUCAGAUGAAGAAGACGCUAGGAAGCUGUGCUAACACAAUGAUGCGGUUCAACAAGAGGGCGUUUGUGUGCCUGCUCGCCCUGUGUACGGUCCUCACAUGCUUCUCGUUCUGGUCGCGCUGCACCACCAGCACAAACCCAGAAAGGCAAGCAGUGUCCACAGAAGAGUCGGACCAGGCCCUGCACUUCCACAACCGGAACGCCAAGAACUACGACCUGCCGGUCGAGAUGGAGAUCCCGGUUGCCGCUGCAACAUCGCCCAUGCACGACGUGGAUUGCGACAUCAAUCACCAGUACAUCGUCCAUUGUCGCCGAGAGAAUGACGAGAUCUACAUGCCAUUUAGCUUCAUCAAGAAAUACUUUGAGGUUUAUGGAGAGCUGCAGUCGGUAGAGGGCCAGGAGAAGUUUGAGUUCUCUCACAGCUACUCAGAGGUCCACCAGCCCCCCGACGUGAUCCGACCAGACGGCAUUUUCAUGUCCUUUGAGCAUUACAAUGUGGAGAUACGCAAACGUGUGCUGUGUGUCACUGCCACAGAAGGUGUGCCAAUGUCAACACAGUGGGAGCCAGCUGGUCACUACUAUCCCAUCCAGAUCGCCCAGUUCGGCCUGUCCCACUACAGCAAGCAGAUCUUCGAGGGCGACCCAGAGGUCACGACCCUGCUGAGCGGCAACGACCUUGACCUAGAUAGGUGGCUGGUCGCCAGUAAGACCACAGUGCACAGUCUGUUUGACAAGAUGCGCCUGUCUGAUGUGAUUGAGUUCCAGUCGUCAGACUCCUUGACCAAUCAGGGUUUCCAUGCAUCAAUGAAAGAAGGCUCACACUUUGCCGUUACCAUGGAUAUUAAGUUUAUCUCAAACGGGAGCAUCACAGCGACCAUUCGAAGUGACUCCAACACAUUCCGUGUUCAUUACGUUUUCUCAAGGCGGCUCAUAUCUUGCAGUGGAAGAGACAUUUACUACGGACUCGGUGAAAAUCAUCUUGGGAAGUGGAUUCAUUUAGCGAGAGACAUCGACCUUGAUUUAUUCAAGGGUCUGGCUCUGAAGUGUUCAAAAUCGAGAAAAACAAAGGAUUUUACGUUGUUAGACAUUGCCAUUCGUGGUCACGGGUGGGUAGAUAACGUGACGAUAUCGUCUUCUGCACACAUGGAUCAUUUCUACGAUGCCGCCAACUGGUUCUUGAACAAUCAAGACACAAGGGGUGGCUGGCCAAUCGGUGUCCAGCGUAAGCUUAUUCCUGAUGUUAUGGAGCUAGCGCCAGGCUGGUAUUCAGCCAUGGCUCAGGGUCAAGCCAUGUCCACAUUAGUGCGAGCAUACCUAAAAUCUAAUAACAGCGUGUAUUUACAUGCGGCUGAAAACGCUCUGAAAAUAUUUGAAAUCAGCAGUGCUCAGGGCGGUGUCAAGGCAAGAUUUGGCGACACCUAUGACUGGUACGAGGAGUAUCCCACUACUCCGAGUAGUUUUGUGCUAAACGGGUUCAUUUUCUCCCUUUUUGGACUCUAUGACUUGAAACAAGUCGCGAGCGGCGAGGCGUUAGAAACAGUGACACGUUUUUAUAACGAGGGACUACGGUCCCUGAAAGCAAUGUUGUUAAUGUACGACUCGGGUACGGGUACUUUUUAUGAUCUCCGUCACUUGACCGUGGGUCUUGGCCCUAAUCGCGCCCGCUGGGACUAUCACACAGUGCAUAUCAGUCAGCUUCUGCAGCUCAGUCGCAUGGAAGACGAUCCGCUAUUUGCUAGGACAGCUAAACGCUGGGACGAGUAUCGCGUGGGCAAAUGGGCACCUCAUAAUUAAAAAUACCUGGUGUUGUGUGUGUGAUAAGAGUGGAAUAUAGCCUUUUUGGAAGUUAUAAAAUGUGGUAUGUACCCUAUCACAGAAAGGUCGAAAGAUUGGAAUGUUACAAAGAGUGGUGUGUUGUUUAUCAUGGGGAGUUAAAAAGAGUGAAGCCUAUCAUGGGAAGUUACAAAGAGUGGAAUGAAGCAUAUCUUGUGAAAUUUAGUCUAUCAUGUGAAGUUACAUGAUGGUGACUUCUUAGUAUUGGCAAGAUCCACAGUCCAACUGUAGACAGCUUGUAGUUGCACUGAGGAAUCAAGAGUUCUGUGAUAAUUGUGUCUCGAUGGAAUGAGCGGUUGUGUUCAUUUUUCAUUACAAAAAGCAAGAAACUAUCUGCUGAUUCCACAGAUAUGGAUGUUCAACAGGAAACCUGGCUAAAGGAAGUUAAGUAAACGCAGGACAACUGCAGAAGAUUGUUAUAUUGUCUCAAUGGGACACAAGAAAAAUGUGUUCAUAAACCAUGAGACAAUUUAUGACUAUGUGGCUAUCUGUAAUAAACAGAUAAUAAACAGACAAACUUGCUUCAGGCAGUCUCAGGGUCCAAGGACAGAAAAGAACGGAAAUGUGUACCUAGCUAGCAGAGCAAUAUUUAUAUUGAUUUGAUUAUAAUCAAGGGAAAGAUCUACGAAGGAAUUUGUAAGAAAACUCAUUACACAUUUGUAUUGUCCUAUGCUUUCAUUAUUUUUUGCUAUAUGUUAUCAAAAUUAAUACUAAAGCAGUUCAUUUGCAGAAUUGUGUACAUUGAUUCCGAUGUGAGCUGGUAUUUCAUUCAAUUUGUAUUUUUAAGCCAAAAUUACGCUAAAGAAAUGUAUUGCAUCAUUGUUGUUUCUGUUUAAAUGAAUUGUUGUUGCAAUAGAUUAAUUUACUCAGUUACUAAAAGUAUUUUGAGAAAAUGUACCUGUUUGUGCCAAUUGCUUCACAUUUGGUUUGCCUAAUCAGGGUAUAGGAUCAACGGGGUUCACACGGGUUUACAUACGGGCAAGACAGAAUGAAAACACACUGUUGAGAUCUUUUGUUUUACAAAUGUCUCAAGUUAUUGAAAUAUGUUACAAAUGUAGCAAAAAUCUUAAGUGCAUAACAGACAGUUUUUCUUGCAGUUUGUGGCGAUUCCUUAAGAUUUAAGAAUACAUGAUUCAAUACGCCUGAAAUCGGUGCCAAAAUUUCAUGUUGCAUGCAGCACAACCAUGUUUAUGAAUUCAUUAUACAUAGAAUUGUUGAAUAUCUGGCCAAGAACACAGUCUUAUUAAAUUAAAUAAUUCCGAUGUUUUUCACAUUGCCGUAUUAAGCGACAUAUAAAACUGUAUUUUAUGCACUAGUUGAAUUUCUUAAGAAAAAUUGUUUUAAAAAGUAAUUUAAAAAAUAAAGAACGACUAACUGGUGUGUUAACAGUCAUUUACAUCCAUUUGUGAACCCCAUUAAGUCAGGUGAUCCUGUACCAUGUAAUUGAUGUGUGCGACAGGUUAAAUGUCUUAUAGUGUUCCAUUUAUAACAGACAUGUACACUGUGCUUCACUCCUCAUAAGUACAUGUAUCAUUAUAAGUAUUGUAUGUAUAUAUAAGAGAUUGUAAUACCCUGUUGUGAUAUCAUGUAAAUAUGUCUAGAUUUAACUAUUGAUCCGCGUUCUGAGAAAACUGGGCUUAAUGCAUGUGCGUAAAGUGUCGUCCCAGAUUAGCCACAACUUUAACAUUUGCAAUAACUUUUGUAAUAUUGAAGAUAGCAACUUGAUAUUUGGCAUGCAUAUGUCUGUGCAGUCUGCACAUGCUAAUCAGGGACGACACUUUCUGCUUUUACGGUAUUUUUAGUUUCAAGGAAGUCCCUCCUUACCGAAAAUCAAGUUUAGGCGGAAAGUGUCAUCCCUGAUUAGCCUGUGCGGACUGCACAGACUAAUCAGGGACGACACUUUACGCACAUGCAUUAUGCCCAGUUUUCUCUGAACAUGACUCGAUUCAUGAACCAGAGUGGUUUUAAAAUUUCCAGAAAGAGGUGAUAUCAGAUGUAGAUGUAAAUAGUAUUUACCUUGAUUAAAUUAAUUCAGUUGUUGGGUAUGUAAAUAAUGAAUAUAUCAGAAUAAUGUUAUAUAAGCAAAACUUAAUUGUUUUCUAAUUGAGCACAUAUCACUAUUUAUCCAAUACUUCAAUUUCCAGUAUCAACCUGUGACCUUCGAACACACAUACUUUUUACCACAGCAGACCUUUUAUUUGGAUGAUUUUAUAGCCGAUGUUUAGUCAAAUUCCCAACGACAAAAAAUGUUUUGUUUUUCUUCUAUAAACUUCCAAAACUCCCAAUAUGUUUCUAUUUCUAAAGUUUUGGUAAUAGAAAUGUUAAAGUGCAUAAAUAAAGAAACCAGUUAUUUUACUGUUUACAAGAUUUAAAAUUUAGCCAAUUAAAUUAAGCUUCUAUGUUACCGUCAUUUUAAGCAGUCAAGAUGCACAUUUUAGGAAAAGUGACAAUUUCCUUUGGGUGCGGGAUAUUACUGUAAUAUUUUCGCAAAUACUAGUAUCAGAGAUUUGUGUUUUGUAUUUAGCUUGAGGCACUAUACUAAUAUGUUUUAAUCUUCUAUUGUGGCAUAAUAAACAGACCAUUCCAAUUAAUUGUAUAGGAUAUUUAAAGUGUGUUAACACCAAUCAUAUUAUGUUUUCUUUGGGGAAAUGAAUGCUUUAUACAUAUCGUUGAUUGCUUACAUAUAUUAUAAAUAUUUUGCAUGUUUGAAUAUCCAACACAAUGAGAAAUCGUGUGCUGAGAUUCAUAUUUGCAGCGUUUUAACAAUGGUUGUGUAAUAAGUUUCACUUAUUUUUCCUCCUGAACACAUUUUGUUCAAUAUUGUGUCUUAAAAAUGAUUUUCUUGUAAGAAUAUCUGUGAAGUCCCAACAAUUUCUUGGCGUCAAUCAUUCUUCUACUUAUGCUACUGGUAGCAUUAACCAAAGUAUCCAUGCUUUUAUUUCAUUAUGAAUAUUGUUGACAAACACAGGCAACCAUUAUUUUAGCAGACUAUAUAUUAAAUAUAUAUGUAAAAUGAUACCAACAAAGACUGACACAAUGAGCACAUAAAAUUGAUUUGUAUAAACAUAUAAUUGUCUUUUUUUUUUCAUGUGAAAUUCUGUUCAAAUACACCCCAAUACAUUACUUCUGAGCACUUUUAUAUUUAAUGUGAUAGUUGUUACAUUAAAAAAAGGACUGACCAAUAAUCUGUGUAAUUGAUAAAUAAAACACGUCAAUUUAUUUUAAUUUUUUUGUAUCACUUUGAAUAUGUUAUCGGCUUGUUUUAAAAGUUUCUGGAAUCAACUACUUUACCUAUUAACUUAACAAAUGUUUGUAGUAAUCUCCUUUACUUGUUUAUGAAUGUUUUAUUUUGAACCAUAAUGCAUAUUUCUGGCAUACAUGUCUUACCUCCCUUCAAGGAUGUACACAUUAGUGUGCUUUCAUCUGCUAGUUACUUUUAUUCUUUAAGAUUUUUGUAACUGUAUACAUCUUUGAUUUGAUCAAUUUGGUCACUUUUUCAUACAACAGUGUUGUGGCCCCGCAUUUUGCUUGUUACCCAAUUAUGAUUGUUACUGAUUGUUGUCUAUGUAUUUUUGUUAUGUAUUUCAAUGCAGAAACAUUGAAUGCCUUUAAAGAUAAAAAUAAAAAUCUAAAUGCAU